GAAAAGUUCGAUCUAUGCUUUUGUAUUAGUACGUUCACAUAAAAAGUUUUGGAGGCGAAACCAAGCAAAAUGUUCGUCAACUCUCAUUUUUUACGGCCUUGACAAGCAACAGUAGCAAUUUUUAUUAGAGAGAAAUAUUGAAAGCAAAGCGUUCAUUGUGGAAAGUUGUAUGUGAAUGGGCGUUUAUCUACUGCGCUAUUCACCUUUUCGUCUUUAAUACAAAUUCCAUUUAAAUUUUGAGUUGGGCUGAUAUUUAGGAUAACGUGAAUACCUAAUUUUUCCUUCCCAUUAAUCAUCUUAAGAGCGACAAAAAACCUUUGAGAGCGAAGAAGUAGUAUUUUAUGGCGGAAACAGAUAACAGUCUGGUCUAGAUAGCCGAAACGAACCUGAACUUGCACCCUAUUAAUUAGAGUCAACCCGGCAGCUGUAUAGAGAAUGUUUUCUGCCACUCUAUUAUAACCACAAUUAAUAGUGUAGUAUUCUUGCGAGGAAUGCAUUCGCAUAAUAAAUUGGUUGGAAUCUUUGUGAAUGUACCUGAUGACCUAAAAAGAAGAAAAAAGUGCACUACAACGGCCGAGAUAGUUGUGUCUUAUAUGAUCAUUGUGACUGAUAAGUGCCCCCAAUUGAGCGGUAAAAUAAAUUACUGUUUUCGCUAUAACAAUAAAUGAAAUUUUGCUACAAUGAGUGGAAAAGAGGUAUUAACAAAAGCCUUAGCAAAGAAAUUAUCUGAAAAGGUCCGAGUUGUACAAGCUGUUAAAGUUCAGGACAUUGAAGAUGCUGUUAAAUCACCUUUUUUCUCACCCGUUCAAACCCGAAACCAACGUAAGGCCACCAAGACGCAACUUAAAAGUUUUGAAAUGCCAGUCAAAACGGAAGAUUCAACUUCCAGCGCAGCGAUCAGAAAACCUAUUAAAGUGAAUGCUUUAACUAAUAAUAUUCAACUUCAAAGCGGUAAAAUUAAGAAGCAUGUUGGUGUGAGUAAAGAGAAAAAGCAAUUGGAUUUGGCCGAAGCUAAUGUUAAAACAGACAGUCAUGAAAAAUGGGAACCACAAAAUUGGCGUCUUAUUUUGGAGAAUAUUAGAACAAUGCGUUCUAGCGCUGAAGCCCCAGUAGACACAAUGGGAUGUCACAAAUGUUCCGAUGAUGAGGCAGAUGAGAAGACACAACGCUUCCAAAAGCUUGUUGCCCUUAUGCUAUCAAGUCAAACGAGGGAUGAAAUUACUUAUGAAGUAAUGCAGCGACUAAAAAGUAGUGGUUUAACACCACAAGCUAUUAUAGACAUAGAAACAGGAAAACUUGAAGACCUUUUAAAACCAGUUUCAUUCUAUAAAAACAAAGCUAAAUAUUUGCAACUAGCGUCGAUAAUCCUGGUGGAUAAAUACGACAGUGACAUUCCUGGUACUAUUAAAGAGCUCCAAGCUUUGCCCGGUGUAGGACCAAAGAUGGCGCAUCUAUGCAUGGCAACGGCAUGGAAUCAAGUAACCGGUAUUGGAGUUGACGUGCAUGUACAUCGUAUAGCAAAUCGCCUUAAGUGGUUACCUAAACCUACAAAAGAACCUGAUCAGACCCGAUUGGAUCUUGAAUCGUGGCUUCCCCGAGAUAUGUGGCAAGAUGUAAAUCAUUUGCUAGUUGGUUUUGGUCAAACCGUAUGUAAAGCUCUGCGGCCGUGUUGUUCGAAAUGCUUAAACCGUGAAAUAUGUCCUGCAUCUACUUAUAACAGUACAACUAAGACAAAAAUUAAAGCGGACUCUCCAAAUAUUGCGACUAAAAUAUCAAAAUUGGAAAAUCUGUAAAUAUUUUAUAAUAAGUGAAAGAAUGAAAAGUGAGCUUAAGAUCUCUAAGAAACAGAUGUAUUGUUUGGGAUAACAUUGUAUUAUAUACUGUAUUAACUAUUAAUUGGUAAUUAUAUACAUUGAUACUUCAAUUGUGUUUGUGAUUUUUCAAAUACAUGUGCGUGUGCCAUUAAUAAAAAUAGAAUUUCAACAAUUUGCUGUUACUAUAAA
Messenger RNA from Bactrocera oleae (olive fruit fly), 2003 nucleotides. RefSeq names its product Nth-like DNA glycosylase 1 (gene Nthl1). Gene Ontology annotation, molecular function: DNA binding; DNA-(apurinic or apyrimidinic site) endonuclease activity; oxidized pyrimidine nucleobase lesion DNA N-glycosylase activity. The record is from RefSeq and is a predicted model, not a curated record. Gene Ontology annotation, biological process: base-excision repair, AP site formation; base-excision repair; nucleotide-excision repair. NCBI's taxonomy places the organism in Eukaryota, Metazoa, Arthropoda, Insecta, Diptera, Tephritidae. Gene Ontology annotation, cellular component: nucleus.